Molecule: messenger RNA, 918 nt
Organism: Cylindrotheca closterium
Lineage: Eukaryota; Bacillariophyta; Bacillariophyceae; Bacillariales; Bacillariaceae
Source: the annotation of a GenBank genome assembly
AUGGACAUGUCCUUUCUUGAACAAUGUAUGAUCUUCAAUGGUACCUUCAAUGCCGAAAGUACUACUCACGCUGCCUUGAUCGACGUGGAUCCAUCGAAGGAUGAUGACUACACUUGUGCCACAUCAGUAGAUACUGAAGACGUGGAUGUGGAUCAAAAGGCAGUGCUCAUUCAAUCACAAGCUCGUGGAAUGCUUGCCCGCAAGAAAUUCCUCAACCGCGAGCGACUUGCAUUGGAUUGUACUCGAUCCAGAGCUGGGCAUGGUAUCAUGAAAGAAAAGGCAAAGCGAGCUGGCAUUGAAUCCAACAUCCGUGCCAUCAAGAAGAUCUUGACUUCGAACAAGGAACUGUGGGAAUCCUGCAAGGGCAACCUACGUGGUGAGAAAGGUACACACGUCACCAAAUUCACAAGAACUGGAUUCUUCCACGUUGAAGUGGUUACCGACGAUGACGGCAUUGUCUUUUCCACCAAGCCCAUGCGCAAUGAAAAGUUCUUCGACACCCAGUCGAUGGUAGCGAUUCCAGACAAGUUGUCUGGGAUCUUUGAAGUCAAAUACGACGAAGAUCUCCAUGUUAACUAUGAAUCUCUUCUUGAGCGAGUCCAACUGUUGCACGAAGACGUUCUUGGACCCUAUUUGGUCAAGCUGAUGGAACACCUUCAGUCCGUCAAUGCAGGCCUCACAGAGAUUAGCAAAUGGAUCUCUGAGCCUUCCGACUACCUCAAAUUCCUCAGCAAGACCUUCGGACUGAAGCAAGAUUUGGAUAUUCCUGAUGAGGAAUCACUCAUGAAGCACCUCCAUACUGAAGUCCUCAAGGAACAAGCUAUGGCGUAUGAGCUGAACAUCCGAGCAAAGUUUAACAUCGAGCUAGAUGCAGAGCGGUUCAUGUUGGAAAAAGUGUUGGAGCUCGUGUCCAACUAA